AUGCGCAGCGAUGGGCACACGCUGGAGGAGAGCCCACAGUCCGGGCGCUCUAUGCCGUAUGUCGCGGUGCCCGCGGGCGCCCUGUGGCUGGGCGCUGCGCUCAGCAGCAUCCUCCGCUUCGGGCUCCUGGCCGUGGCCAUCGUGGACUAUUGGUACCUGGGGCGGGUGGAACCGGCUCGGGACCCGGAAUCGCUCAGCUCCCACUCCAGGCUCUGGCUGGUCUGUGAAGGCAGGAAUGUAUGUGUCCCACUGAUCAACCCAUUUGGGAGUGAAACCCAAGAGGUGCCCACGUCUCUGCAGCAUCUUAUCUGCAUGCACCGGGCCUUGGUGGUCAUGCUGCCGCUCAGCCUCAUUCUCCUUGUCUUCGGCUGGAUCUGUGGCGUCGUCAGCUCCUUGGCACAAAGCUGCCAGCUGCUGCUCUUCACAGGCUGCUACUUCCUGCUGGGAGGCCUGCUGACUCUGACCAGGAUCAGCGCCUCCAUCAGCUACUCUGAGGUUGCCUUCGCUGAGACCGUCUGCAUGUACAGCCAACAGCACUUUGACCACGUCCACAUCAGCUUUGGCUGGUCCAUGGCACUGGCCUGGCUCUCCUUCCGCUCAGAGGUGCUGGCUGGCUCCCUCCUCCUCCUCGCUGCCCGGCUCCUCAGCCUGCAGCAAGCCACACGCUCUGUGGCCAUCUGAGCCACAGGGAGAUGGGCAGACACACCCCAGCGCUCCACCACCUCCAGCCUCUUUGGGACUGACCUUUCUGCCACCUCGUGCCCCACGCACCCAGCUGCAGGCCCCCUGCAUUGCAGCCCCUGCUGCUGGGAGGGAAGCAGGUAGGGGGCAGAGGCUAAAGCCCCACAGCAUCAGGUCCAGACUGAUCCUCCACUCCCUGGUGCUGCUGGCUGCUGCUUGGAUUCCCUGAGUUCCUGGGGCUGGGCCUGGCGGCCAGCUCCUCUCAAUCCAGUGGUCCCUGGCUAUGAUGGAGGCCAGCCUGUUAGAGAGGGCCUGCACCCUCCCCACACAGAGCCAGCCGGCUGCAGGGAGGAAGAUGGGGACAAGGGGGGAGCAAAGGGCAGAUGCUACUGCACCAUGCUCAGACCUGGAGAGAAGCAGAGCAUCCUUUGGAGCAGGGAAGCCCAUCAGACCGGUGCUAAGCCUGGGGUGAAGGAAGCAGCACCAAGGGGCAGUCAGCCCCACCCUGAGGCUUUUCUGCCUGCAGCCUGCCACAGCCCCCUGCUGCUACUGCUUCAGCUACCCUCCCAUGGCCAGAGCAUCUGGCCUCCUGUCUGUCCUGCCUCUACCCAGCGUCUGUCCCAAUAAAAGGCUCCUCUGAUUCCAUAGCCAGCGUCUGUCUGUUGUUGGCACCUCCCACCCCUUCCAGGCUACCAUAACCCCUGGGGCUGAAAGAGCUGGAGGCCCAGCCGCUGCCUGGCACAGCCUUGCAACCAUCCCUCUGCACCAGGAGCUGCUGCAGUCCUGCCUUCUCUGCCCUCCCUGAGUGUCCCCACGUGCUGGCUCUCCCUGCCUGGGAAGGAGCUGGGCUGAGCAUCACCCAGAACCCCUCUCUGCAGCGCAGGCUGGGAGCGAGGCCAGGCACAGGGGUGUCUCCUGUGGAGGAACUGAAUUUCUGCAGCCACGCUGCACUGCUGCUCCUGAAGCCCCAAGGCUCUGGUGGCCCCUGCCUCAGGUUGGGUGCUUGUCACCAAGAGCUCCCAGGCCAGGGGCUGGGCUGCUCUGGGGCUGGGAUCUCCCCACAGAACAGCUGGGCCCUGCGCCAAUAUACCCUGAGCCAGGCCAGGAGCUUAUUCUUUAUUAAGCCGUAGGGAAGCAGAGCAGUCUCUGCAAGGCUCCAGGCAGCCCAGCAGCAGAAACAGGAGCUUUCAGCCAGGAACUGCAGAGACUCCAUCAUGGGCUGCCCGAGCCCAGCCCCCUUCAGCCUCCCCCGCAUGCCCCCAAGGUGGGCCACUCCAAAGCAAGUGCCAGGGGCUCCGUACCUGCCUGGGGAAUGCCCUGCCAGCCACCCUCUCACCUAGCACAGCAUGGGCAGGGUCAAUCCCUCAGGCAAGCCAUUUAGGGCUUUGUGGGUCAUAACCAACCGCCCGGAGCCCAUGGGCAGCCUGCGCCAAUCCGGGGGCAUGGGGUCACAUGCGGCCAGGAGGCACAACGGGAUUCAGUGCCUGAAGGAAGCUGCCAGCUCCAGCAAUCAACAGGUGCAAACCUGCUGGGCCAGCAACGGCUCGGAGCUCAGCAGGCUGCAUCAGCACUUCCAGCCCUGCAUCCUCACAACAGGCUCCAGGGUGUAGAUCCUCUCACAGUCCCUUGAACCGUAGAGCAGUUGGGUCACGCUGCCCUGUGUGCAUGGACCAUAGUGCACAUCCCUGUGGGCAGGAAUCUCACUGCUCCUGGCCUUGCCCCCAGGCCUGCUGCACCCUGAGAAGUUGUCACACUCGAUUGUGGGAUAACUAUAGAGGCACUGUGGGAAGAGGGGCCAAGGCCCUGAUUCAGCUGGCAGCAGCACUGCGUCCACACGGGUGUUUGGAGCCGUGAGCAGCUUCUGGCCGGGCUGGUGGAGUGUAGACAGGCGAGCGACAGGCACGGGGCAGUGCAGCCCGGCAUGGCUCAGUCAUUAGGCUGGACAAUGCAACUACACGGGCCAUGCCCAUGUAACUCCCACUGCCAUGGCCCUGGCUGGCUUAAUCCUAGAAAGGGGGUGGGAACCCCUGUGCUUCCCCAGGCAGGGCUGGGCCCACCUCUGCUGCACUGUGGCUG
This is a messenger RNA of Chelonoidis abingdonii (Abingdon island giant tortoise), 2757 nucleotides long. RefSeq names its product transmembrane protein 235 (gene TMEM235). Lineage: Eukaryota; Metazoa; Chordata; Testudines; Testudinidae. Gene Ontology annotation, cellular component: apical plasma membrane. The record is from RefSeq and is a predicted model, not a curated record.